Molecule: messenger RNA, 2502 nt
Organism: Sarcophilus harrisii (Tasmanian devil)
Lineage: Eukaryota; Metazoa; Chordata; Mammalia; Dasyuromorphia; Dasyuridae
Gene: ALDH16A1
Product: aldehyde dehydrogenase 16 family member A1
Molecular function (GO): oxidoreductase activity, acting on the aldehyde or oxo group of donors, NAD or NADP as acceptor
Source: RefSeq, a predicted model, not a curated record
UCCGGGAGGCGGGUCCCGGGGCUGCAACUUGUAGCAGGCGGCAUGGCGGCGGCGGCGGCCACGGUCACGGGCCCUUCGGCUGGGGCGUCCGGGGUCCGGAGCAUCUUCUCCACCAUGGACUACGGCCCCGCGCCCGAGAGCCCCUCGCUGGUGCUGGCCUGGCUGGACAAGCAGGGCUCGACCCUGGGGCACUUUGUGAACGGAAAGUGGCUGAAGCCGGAGGGCCAGGAGCCCGUGACCUGCAGGGACCCCUGCUCAGGCGAGCUCCUGGCCAGCUGUUUGCAGGCCGACGACGGCUUCGUGGCUUUGGCCGUGGACGUGGCCGGGCGGGCUUUGGAAGCGUGGAGCCCCCUGCCCGGGGCCGCCCGGGCCCAGCACCUGCUUAGGCUGGCAGAGACGCUCCGCAGGCACCAGAAGCUGCUGUGGACUCUGGAGGCCAUGGCGUCGGGCCGGGUGGUGCGCGAGGUCCGGGACGGGGACCUGCCCCUGGCCCAGCAGCUGCUGCAGUACCACGCGAGCUGGGCCCAGACCCAGGAGCAGGCCCUCUCCGGAUGGGAGCCCGUGGGAGUGGUGGCGGUCGUCCUGCCGCCAGCGUUCUCCUUCAUCGAGAUGAUGUGGAGGAUCUGCCCGGCUCUGGCUGUGGGGUGCACUGUGGUGGUCUUUGGAGGCCCGGCCUCCCUGAGCGCGCUGCUGGUGGCCCAGCUGAGUGAGGAGGCCGGGCUGCCUCCCGGAGUCCUCAAUGUGGUCAUGGGGACGGCCCCGCCAGAGACGCUGCUGCCCGGUCUGCCCGGCGUGGCCAAGGUCGCUUUCUCUGGUCCUGUGCAGGAAGGCAAGGCCUUGCGCCGGGCACUCGCUGGAAGCGGUGCGGACCUCUCCCUGAGCCUGGGCACGGAGUCUCUGCUGGUGGUCACGGACACGGCCGACCUGGACUCUGCAGUGGAAGGGGUGGUGGACGCAGCCUGGUCUGACCGCAGCCCAGGGGGGCUGCGGCUGCUGGUGCAACUGUCUGCCUAUGAGGAGAUGCUGUGGAAACUGGAGACCCGCCUGCGCAGAGUGCGCCAGGGCCGGAGCUUGGACUGGGCUGUGGACAUGGGCACCCGGGGGCCAGCCGCCUGGGAAAGGGCCCAGAGCUACGUCCAGGAGGCACAGAGCCAAGGGGCCCAGAUAUUCCAAGAUGGGAGCACCCCCCCGCAGAGCCCGUUCUUCCCCCCGACGCUGGUCCUGGGCUUGGCCCCAGCCAGCCCCUGUGCCCAGGCGGAGGUACCCUGGCCUCUGGUCACCGUCUUCCCCUUCCGCACGGCCAAGGAGGCUCUGGCCAUGAGCAACGGCACCCCCCGAGGGGGCAGCGCCAGCGUGUGGAGCGAGAGGCUCACCCUGGGCCUGGACCUGGCCUAUAAGCUCCUCAUGGGCACCGUUUGGAUCAACGCCCACGGCCUCAAGGACGCGGCCGCCCCCGUGGGGGGCUGCAAGGAGAACGGCUCCGCCUGGCACGGGGGCCCUGAUGGGCUCUACGAGUACCUGCACCCGGUGGGCAUCCCCCCGCGGCCCCAAGGGCCCCCGCAGCUUUUGGACUACGACAAGUUUGGCCUGUCGGCGCCCCCCGUCCUGCCGUCCGGUACCUCCCCCGCCAGCGCGACCGCCCCAUAUGGGGUCUUUGUGGCCGGGCGCUUCCAGAACCCUUCCAGCCGCAGCUCCAGGCCCGUCCUGGGCUCCGGCGGGCGCAUCUGUGCCCACGUGGCGGAGGGGGGCGCCAAGGACAUCCGGGAGGCCGUGGAGGCGGCACACAAGGCGGCAGCCGCCUGGGCCAGCCGGGUGCCAGGGAGCCGGGCGUCGGCCCUGUGGGCACUGGCUGACGCGGUAUCCCAGAGGAGCCAGGAGCUGGCAGAACAGCUGGUGGAGGUGACGGGCAGCGACCUUGCGGACACUCGGACUGAAGUGGUGCUGAGCAUUGCCCGGCUGCGGGCCUGGGGCGCCCAGGUCCACGCCCAGGGAGCCGGCCUGCACAGCGCCGGGCCCCAUGGGCCUUUUCUGCGCCUUCGAGAGGCUCUGGGCGUGCUGGCCAUCGUCUGCCCGGAGGAGCAGCCCCUGCUCGCCUUUGUGUCUCUCAUCGCCCCGGCCUUGGCCUGGGGCAACGCCAUCGUCGCGGUGCCCAGCGGGGCCUGCCCGCUGCCGGCUCUCCAGCUCUGCCAGGACAUGGCCGGCCUGCUCCCCCCCGGGCUGGUGAACGUGGUGACGGGAGACCGCGAUCAUCUCACCCGCUGCCUGGCCCUUCAUCAGGACGUCCCUGCCCUGUGGUACUUCGGCUCUGCUCAGGGCUCCCAGUUUGUGGAGUGGGCCUCCGCUGGAAACCUCAAGGCCGUGUGGGCAAACGGAGGCCGCAGCCGAUGCUGGGACCGGGAGGGCGAGGGGGCCGGACCCGAGCUGGGCCUUCGGGCGGCCCGCACUAAGGCGCUCUGGCUGUCUCUGGGAGACAUCUGAGCCCGGCCCCAGGCCCACAGGGCC